CCGGAGCCCGCAGCUGUAGCGCCUGCCGGGCUCCCGCUGCCUGCCCGGCCCCGACCCUGCUCCCGCCACCCGCCGAGGACAUGGAUGCUUCCCUGGAUGCAUGGGACCACUUCUACACGCCUUUGAUAACAUUGUGGGUGAACAGGUUUUAUGUGUACUUGGGGCUGGCCUUUGGCGUUAGCCUGUGCAUCUGCAUUCAAGUCAUCACCAAAAAGCUUGGUGACAGAUCAGCUGGGAAAUCCUCCCUCCAGAGGGCCACCUCAGCUCCUGUGGCCCCUGUGGCUCCGGUGUCCAACGGUCCCACUUCCCACCAGAAGAAAGACGUCUAUGUGUCUGGAGUGAAGAUCUUCUAUGCUUCUCAGACAGGCACCGCAAAGGGAUUUGCAGCAAGUCUGGCCAAAGCAGUAACGGCUCUUGGUUUGCCUGUGGCAAUCAUUAAUUUGAAAGAAUAUGACCCUGAUGAUCACCUGGGAGAAGAGGUAACCAGUAAAAGUAUUUGUGUGUUCCUGGUUGCUACCUACACUGAUGGCCGACCACCAGACGGUGCAGAGUGGUUCUACAAAUGGUUACAGGAAGCAUCGAAUGACUUUAGAUUUGGCAAGACUUAUCUGAAGGGCAUGAGAUACGCAGUCUUUGGAUUGGGAAACUCAUUCUAUGAGGGCAAUUUUAACAAGGUCGGCAAAAACGUCGAUAGAUGUUUGUGGAUGCUCAGUGCCAGGCGCGUCAUGACCUGCGGGGAGGGAGAUGGCAACGUGGCGAGGAGUAGGCACGGGAGCCUGGAAGCCGACUUUGCUGCUUGGCAGACCCGAUUCCUUUCCCGGCUGCAGGACCUGAGCCACGGCAGCAGCGGUGAGAAGAAGGCCUGCCGCAGCCACCGCCGGGGCAGCUGUGAUAAAGGCGAAUGCAGACUUAAGAAGGAGGGCAAGGGUGUGGGGCCAGUGGGGCCCCGGCAGGAGGCCCCAGAGGAGGAAGGACAAUUUGAAACCACGAGUGAGGAGGAGUCAGGUGCUGAGGAGGGCCAGGGCCUCGGCCCAGUGAUGGAUGUGGAGGAUCUCGGCACGAUGGUGAACAGCAUGAAGAAGGCGAAGAAAGAAAGGGAGGAGCAGGACAUGAAGCUGGAUUUCUCCCGGGGUACGUGGAAGAAUGAAGCCCAGGAAAAUCGAGAGAUGAUCACACCCGCUCUCCGAGAAGCCCUUUCCAAACAAGGUUAUCAGUUGAUUGGGAGCCACUCUGGAGUGAAGCUGUGCCGCUGGACCAAGUCUAUGUUGCGAGGCAGAGGAGGCUGCUACAAACACACUUUCUAUGGCAUUGAAAGCCAUCGCUGCAUGGAGACCACCCCAAGCCUGGCAUGUGCAAACAAGUGUGUCUUCUGCUGGAGGCACCACACCAAUCCUGUGGGUACCGAGUGGCGAUGGAAGAUGGAUCAGCCCGGUAUGAUCUUACAACAGGCCAUCGAAAAUCACCAGAACAUGAUCAGACAGUUUAAAGGAGUUCCCGGUGUGAAAGCCAGUCGCUUGGAGGAAGGUCUGCAGGUGAAACAUUGUGCCCUGUCGCUUGUAGGAGAGCCCAUCAUGUACCCAGAAAUCAACAGCUUCCUGAAACUGCUACACCAACAUAGAAUUUCCAGCUUCCUGGUCACCAAUGCCCAGUUUCCCAUGGAGAUCAGGAACCUGGAGCCAGUUACCCAGCUGUAUGUCAGUGUGGAUGCCAGCACCAAAGAUAGCCUGAAGAAAAUUGACCGGCCACUCUUCAGGGAUUUCUGGCAAAGAUUCCUCGACAGUUUAAGAGCCUUGGCUGCCAAGCAACAACGCACAGUGUAUCGCCUGACCCUGGUGAAGGCUUGGAAUGUGGAGGAGCUCCAAGCCUAUGCGGAGCUGGUGUCCCUGGGGGAGCCGGACUUCAUUGAGGUGAAGGGUGUGACCUACUGUGGAGAAAGCUCUGCCAGCAGCCUCACCAUGGCCAACGUGCCUUGGCAUGAGGAGGUGAUACGCUUCGUGGAAGAGCUUGUGGAUCUGCUCCCCAACUAUGAAAUUGCUUGUGAGCACGAACACUCCAAUUGCCUCCUGAUUGCGCACACCAAGUUCAAGAUUGACGGGGAAUGGUGGACCUGGAUUGAUUAUGACCGAUUCCAGGAUCUCAUCCAAGAGUACGAGGCCAGCCAUGGGUCAAAGACCUUCAGCACCAAGGAUUAUGUGGCCAAGACUCCCCAUUGGGCAGUCUUUGGGGCCAGCGAGCGAGGUUUUGAUCCCAAGGAUACAAGAUUCCAGAGGAAGAACAAAUCGAAGGACAUCUCUGGCUGUUGAGACUCAGACUUAGUUGGGAGAUGGAAGCUGGGACCAUAAUGGCCCCAGAACUGACUAGUCCUAACUAACUGUGUGAUCACAAGGACAAAGAACUCAAGUGAAUUUUCAUGCAGAGAAUAUUCAAAAAGCAGAAUUUUGGGGAGAAGCCCUGCAUUUGAGAAGGAAAAGACGGAGCCCUAACCCUUUAAGAGCAUGAAUGUGUUUCACCGUAGGACUGAGAGUUUUGCCUCUUUUAGAUCUAGUAGGGAAAUGACCAGCAGAUCGGAACUACCAUUGGUGGACUUUGACUCAAAGGGCAGUGAGCACAAUUAUCAUGUCUGGUGCUGACCUGAUGUUAAGGGAUGAGCUGGCAUGGGCCAGGUCUCACUGCCUGGUCACCCUCUCAGCAUCUAGACUCAGCACCUGCAUCGUCAUAAUGGACACCUGCCCUUCUGAAUUCAGAUCGCUGGUCUUUUAGAAGAGUAGUUUCUAAGAACCAUCCAAUUUGCCGUGAAUGGAGGUGGUUUUCCUGCUAUGUGGUUAGCUCUUCACUUUUCUGACUCUGUGCCAGCCCUUUGUGAAAUGGGAUUGGUCUUCUGUUGCAAUCUACUUUGCAUUCCGUUUCUCUCUGUUUCCAUGCCACUUCCUAAAGAGCUAAUCCAUGGAUGGAUUAGAAAGAAAGCUUCUCUGCACCAGGGGUAAUUGCAGUGUGAUUGCGUUGGAGUAUUUCUCCCAUCCAGAUUCCAAAACCAGGAGGACAAUUUGCUUUUUAUGCAAACAAUAAAUUUCCAGGCAUCUUAUAGCCACGUAUAAAGUGGGCCCCUGUCUUCCCUUCAUUCUUAGAGGUAUUGCUGUUCACAUGAAUCUUGAGGUCCAUUUCUUUCCCAGCAGAGAGCUCCCACAGUCCCCAGGGCUUGGUUUUUUGGAAGGUCACCAUGGUUAUUUUAAAAAUGCCUUCAUCCCAGGAACUGAGCUUAAUAAAAUAUUCUUUUUGGAAUGCUUGGAA
Messenger RNA from Trichosurus vulpecula (common brushtail), 3288 nucleotides. RefSeq names its product S-adenosyl-L-methionine-dependent tRNA 4-demethylwyosine synthase TYW1-like. The record is from RefSeq and is a predicted model, not a curated record. The coding region runs from base 81 to 2303 and encodes 740 amino acids. Gene Ontology annotation, biological process: wybutosine biosynthetic process. The transcript has 16 exons. NCBI's taxonomy places the organism in Eukaryota, Metazoa, Chordata, Mammalia, Diprotodontia, Phalangeridae. Gene Ontology annotation, molecular function: 4 iron, 4 sulfur cluster binding; FMN binding; catalytic activity.